Molecule: messenger RNA, 2457 nt
Organism: Pteropus alecto (black flying fox)
Lineage: Eukaryota; Metazoa; Chordata; Mammalia; Chiroptera; Pteropodidae
Gene: EFHB
Product: EF-hand domain family member B
Exons: 14
Coding region: 1-2457 (818 amino acids)
Molecular function (GO): calcium ion binding
Source: RefSeq, a predicted model, not a curated record
AUGAAUGCCCUUGGAGGAAUGAGGGCGUCUGAGAGGAAAUCUCCCUUGAGCAUGGAGGUCGGAUUCACCCAUGAAGGAAAGGAUGAUUUAGGAGAGAGGAGCGUCUUCAUAGGAACAAAAUCUCCCAUGGAGUGGGGUCCCAGAGUGGGAUUAGGAAAAAGAAGUCCCCCUUGGGAGGAGAGCCUCUUGGUUAGUAAUAAAUAUGAAGAGAGGAUGGCAUCACCAGAAACAAAAUCUCCAUUGAGCAAAGAGCUUGAAAUGAGAUUAAAAACACAGAAUAUUUCUAGCACCCUUAUGGAGGGGAGUAAUUUAAGAGUCAACAGGGUCUCAUCCUCACAGGAAUCGAAACCUUCACUGGAUAUGCUGCCAGGAAGAGUGGGCUUAGAAAAUGAGUGUCUUCUGGCAGGAUGUUCUGGAAAGAUAAUACGGCCUCCUUUGGGCAUGGUGUGUGAAAGUCCACAGGCUCUAGGGAGCAGGAGAGGUCCUGUGGCGGGUGCCUCUGAAAGAUUAGGGGCUUCAGUGGAGACGCAGCCAGUUGUGGGUGUGGAACCCAAGCAGGAACUGGAAAAAGAGUCGACUUGUGUGGUGAUGAAACCCAGUGUAGAGAUGAAUCCUCCUGUGCAGGUGGACAUUGGGCUACCCCAAGCAGAGGAGCCAGAUGAAAUGAAGGAUACAGAACCCCAAAUGGGCUUGGUGAUAGAACCUCCUGAGUACCAGUUUGCCCAACAACCUAAAGAAGAAAAGGAGGAUGAAAACAUUGAACCAGGAGUGGAACCCCCAGAUCGAAUCAGACCUAUAUACUCUGGGAAGUUUUUUGAUCGAAUGCCUUGUUGGCCAAGUGCAGGGAAAGUUAUUCCUAUUGGAUACAGAGUUGCAAACUGCUUGACUGAAAAACUUCCCAGGUUAAUAACUCCACCUGAGGCAAAGAAAUUUUUCAACUUCCGACAUCCACCUGCUGGAGCCGAAAGAGUAUUUUAUGGCAGAGCAAAUGAUCCUAAAAUCGCACCUUAUUUGACACAUGGAAUAAGAUCUAAAAUUUCAGUACCGGCAAAGGUAUUGUUAAACCCACAGCCUAUUACAACAUUUCAACAGAAAAUUAAUGAUAAAAAGGAAUCAAUAUAUUUUAGCAAUCAACGAGCACCAUUAGGAAAAUCUUAUGAUCAAACGCCAGGAUUACCUAAAGGCCUGGAUAUACUCAAUACGACAUUUGGGACAACAGUCAUCAGAGAAAUAUCCGCUAGAGAUGUGGUGAAUCCACCAAAAUCCUAUGAGGAAGUAUUUAAAGAAGGAAAGGAAGGACAUGAUCUGUAUACUGUUUCUCACAAUGAUUAUUAUGUGGGAGAAGCAAAGAACCGAAAGUAUAAUGCAUCAAGUUUCCAUAGGUUUAACUUAUAUGGGGUCCCAACACCACAUUUUAAUGAUGGACGAACCAUGGCAAAAACUUUAUAUUGGCUCCAUGAACUACAAAUGAAAAGAGGAGCUAAGGUUGUAUCCAAGAGAGUUGAUGAUUUCAAAGAAAAGUUUCAACAUACACUUGGAAGAGUUUUAGAUCCCAUUGCAGAAACAAUGAAUGUUCCCCCAGACCACACAUUUGGAACUUGUCUCCUCCCUGAGGACUAUGGAGCUGAUGAUCUCAUCUAUAAUAGACUUCCGGGUGAAUAUCUUCGAGGCAAAGAUAGACAGCGAGCCCUGAUUGCGGCAGUUCGGCAUCACUUGAAGAGAGUUAACUACCAAAACUUCGACACUUUGCUGGCAGCCUUCAGGCACUAUGACAAGAAGGGAGAUGGGGUGAUAGAUAAAGCUGAGCUUUGGGAAGCUUGUGAUCAGGCCAACUUGCACUUAGAUGAGAAGCUCCUGGACCAGCUCUUUGACUACUGUGAUGUGGAUAAUGAUGGGCUGAUUAACUAUCUAGAAUUUGCAAAUUUUCUUAACUGGAAAGAUAAAAUGCCUCUUAAAGAGUAUGAAGAGAGGGUCAUCAUUAAAGGUAGAAAACCAGAUUGUGCAAACCCUGCUGAGUCUAAUGUUGAAGCAUCUGAACCAACUCUCCUGAUAAAGCCUGAAGAUAUUGUCUUAAAAGAACCAGGAAGCUCAGAAAGAACUCCCCGGACACUUUUGAGACCAAGAGAUAAAGUUUCUAGUCACUAUAAGACAACUUCUUCUGAGAUCAGUGCAGUUGUAGGGGCUGUUCCUUCUCCUUGUUAUCCCAUCUAUGGUGUUCCAACCAUUCGGUCUGAUAUUCCUGCCCCCAGAAUUCGCCGCAUCAGUGAUAGAACUAAUUACGGUGAAGAGGGCAAUGCCUAUUCAUUACUGCAUCCUACCAUCUUUAGCCAGAAAGGAGUGUUUGAAAGAGACUUCUUCAAGACCAGAUCAAAAAAAGAGGUAGCAAUACAGUUGGCCAUACUGGCCAUCUCUGAGUUCCUGGAAUAUGGCAAUCUCUUUCCUACCUCAGGACGUUAG